UUGUCCAAAAGAGAGGAGCCAAUAAACAUCAGCAUCCACCACCACAACAAUAGAUAGAUGGAUGGAGAGAUAGAUAGACAUAAACGUACAGAACACACAUUAACAUUCCAGACCGCAGCAUCACCGCCACUUCCGCAGCAUCACCGCCACUUCCACACCCGCCGGUGCCACGUCAUCACCGUCGACAUGGGUGCUGCAGAGCCUGUGGUGGAGAGAGAAGGUGAAGAAGUUGAGGUGAGAGAGGAAAAUGGGAAGAACAAGGAAGAGGGGGAAGAGAGUGAUGUUGAGAAAGGUGAGGAGGUGGGUUUUGAAUUUGAAGAACAGGCGGUGGCUGCAGAGAGCAACACCAAUGAUGACCAUAAUCAGAGAGAUGUUCAUAUGUCAAUGAUGCACAGGCUGAAUCCUACAAACCCUUUGAGAAUCGUCAUCAAUAGUAACACCAGAGCUGCAACUCCACCUCCUCCUCGGUUCUCUCAUGGAAGUAAUAAUAUCAGAGUUGGUGCUACUCCAUCGCCUUCUCACUUCUCUCAUACUCCCCCGCAUUCUCAGCCUCGUUCUACACCAACCCCACAACCAUCUAUUACAACACUGAAUUCAAGAAAAUACACCAACAAGAUAUCUCUGUUCCUGUUCCUUCUACACAUGAUUGCAGCUAUUGGGCUUGUUGGUUUUCUUAUAUUCAAGGGAGUUCAGGGGCUGAUAGAAGCAUCUGACAACAGAGUUAAGAGAGCGGAGAAAAGAGUUUUAAAGUUUUUUCUACCACAAGUUGAAGCUGCAUCUCUUUUAAGCAUUAUCCUUGCAUUUGCAUGGCAAAAGGCAGUGAGGGUGUGGCCUAAAUUUUUUGUUCAUUUCAUAUUAUGGACCACUUUUCUCAUGUCUCUGUCUGCUGGAAUUCUACUAAUUUGCUUCCAAAAGGCUGCCACUGAUGGCGUUGGGGUCUGUUUUAUUGCUUUUGCAAUAGGCAAUGGCUUAUACGCUUGUUGGAUCACGCAGCGGAUUGGAUUUUGUAGCAAGAUAUUGAUCAAAUCGCUCGAACCAGUAUCAAAGUUCCCUGAUUUGAAUCAACCCACUUAUUGGAUGCUUGGGGUUGGAUUUUUGUGGAUGUCCCUAUGGAAUCUAGCAGUAAUUGGAGCUCUGAAUUUCUAUUUGACCCCACUGAUGAUAGUUUUGCUGGGAUUGAGCUUGGCUUGGACAGCCGAAGUAAUGAGGAAUGUGGCAAAUAUAACCGUGAGUAGGGUUAUUUCUCUGUAUUAUCUCAGAGGAAUGCAAUCUAACACUAAAUUUUGCUUUCAAAGAGCCUUGAGUAAAAGUCUUGGAAGUGCAUGCUUUGCAUCUCUCUUUGUGCCUUCAAUUGAAGCCCUGAGAAUUGUUGCUCGAGCCUUAAAUUUACUUGAGGGAGAAGAUGAGUUCAUGUUUUCUUGUGCACAUUGCUGUCUGAGAGUCAUGGAGUCCAUCUUCAGAUAUGGCAAUGGCUGGGCCUUUGUACAGAUAGCAGCAUAUGGGAAGGGUUUUGUGAAGGCAUCACAAGACACUUGGGAGCUCUUUGAAAGACAAGAAAUGGAACAAAUUGUUGAUUCGGAUAUUACCAGCUCAAUCUGCUUCUUAACCGGUGUCUGCAGUGGCUCUAUGUGUGUCAUAGUUGUGGCUGCUUGGACCGCCACAGUGCACCAAAGUUUCACAGCCACGAUUUCCCUCCUUGCAUUCUUCAUUGGAUACCUUAUGACCAGGAUAGCCAUGGCACUCCCACAUGCUUGUGUAGGUAGUUACUUUGUUUGCUAUGCAGAGAACCCAGACAACAGAUUAUUUGACAACACAAUUAAGGAUCGUCUGGCUUUGAUGAAAUCUGGUCGAGAUGUAGCCAUCCGCACACCUCGAGUACCCCGCCGGUUUGCAGCAAGGUAAAACAUAGUGACACUGCCAUUAACUCCUCACACUGCAGCACCACCAUUUGUGCUCUCACAUAGAAGUGUGAAGGAGUGCAGGAGGUGUUUUGGCACUCCCAAACAUAGUUCCGGCCCUGAUUUACCCUAAUUGUACGAUAUUAUGAGGGCAUUGGAUAUAGUUUGGACGGAUUUUUUGGAUGUGCAAGUUAUAUAUUUACUACCUCUUGUAACAUGUAUGUGGGGUCCAUUGCGUGCAUGUCAAUGGAAAGUAUGUAUGUAUAACUGGCACAUAUUUUCGGGGAGUCAAGGAAUCAGCCACAAAUGAGCUCAAAGUUAAAAUUACCUACAAUUGCAAGAGUGAGUGAUGGUGCUGGUGAUCAAAGGUUUUUUGAAUGAGAGAGUUGAAGCAUUACUGGAUGUACUGUUGGAAGGAACGUGGAGGCACUGAGAUUCCAUCCAACAAGGCUUAAAAGAAAGUGUCUCUUGCUCCUUGUCCUUUUGAAUAAUGUAUCUACUUUUGGCAUAUACCAUAUGCUCAAAAUGCCCCACCGUUAUUUUAUUAUCUUCACCUUGU
Messenger RNA from Prunus avium (sweet cherry), 2457 nucleotides. RefSeq names its product Plasma-membrane choline transporter family protein. Gene Ontology annotation, molecular function: transmembrane transporter activity. The record is from RefSeq and is a predicted model, not a curated record. Gene Ontology annotation, cellular component: membrane. Gene Ontology annotation, biological process: transmembrane transport. NCBI's taxonomy places the organism in Eukaryota, Viridiplantae, Streptophyta, Magnoliopsida, Rosales, Rosaceae.